AACUUUGUAAACUCAACCUUAGAGUGGCAUUUGAUUGCCAUAAACGAAUAGAUUUCAUUUGAAAGGAGGAAAUUACUCUGCAUUAUUUUAUGGACGAUUGGAAAGUUGGGGUGAAAAUUAAGAAAGUGAUGUUAGUCUUUAGAUUUAUACCAAGUCUGUUCCUGCAUCAGGUAACUAAAGAUACACUGGAUUUUUAGAUAGCAAGCACGGACCAAUGAACAUAUAAUGUAGUUUUUUAAUUUACUGAGAGUAACCAUCCUGAAGCAGGUGACUAAAGCAUGGAAACAAUCAAAUACACCAAAAUUAAGAGCAUGGGUAUAAACAGCAGAACAAAGUUUAGAGAUGGAAAGACUAACUUUUAGAAAUGGGGAACAAAUACAUAUUUGGAAUAAGUUAUACUGUAAAGAAAGGCUGGUAAAAACAGUGGAAAUAUUUAAUGUAGUUUGUCCGAUUGUCAAACUUUGAAAUUGAGGAAAAUAUGUGACGUUUACUUUAAUAUGACUCCGUAUUGUUUUAUAUUUCUAUUUGCUGGACUGAUAACUUGUUAACGUAGGGUAAAUAAUAGUGUAAGCAUUGUGACUGUAACAAGGGCUAAAUGUCUUUUAUUCUGUCAACCAACGGCCGGAAAUGUGCUUCAUGCGGUCCAGUGCGUACCGUACACUGUAUAAUAGUUAUUACUAAAGAUAUAAAGACGAAGUAAUUUAAAUGUGUUUCUAUUGCGCUUUGAUUGCGUGUGUAUAAACCACAGAUUGUAUAAAUUCGUAUAAAUCAUAGUUUUUUUCGAAAUGCAAGAACUUUUAUUCUGAAGGGCGGAAGUGGCUUGUAGUAGCUUGAAUUAGAAAACUACUUCCGGUAGGAUAUGUGAUAUUUCAGGCAGUUGGUCUUAUCAAGAGUUUUUAUUGAAUGACAACAAUGUAGAAAUGAUUGGCUUUCGACAAGACGGAGAGGGCUUAUCAUUUGCCUACCGCAUACAUCUCUGAGGGAGCCAAAAAUCAUGUCAGCAAUCAAGAUUGCCCUGCAGCAGAGCCAGAAGAAGGGCAGAAGGAAAACCUCUGAAGCAAUGUCUGCAGAGGUGUCGCCAGACUCCAAGUGUCCCAUCUGCUUGGACAUGUUUAACAACAUUUCUUACUUGGACCUGUGCCUGCACAAGUUCUGUUUCCGCUGUAUUCACGAGUGGUCCAAGAACAAAGCAGAGUGCCCUCUGUGCAAACAGCCAUUUAAUUCAAUCUAUCACAGUAUAAAAUCAGAGCAAGACUUUAAGAAAUAUGACCUGCAACCGGUGGAUAAUGGCUCUUUUGGGACUUUUGGUGGAGUGCGGUUUAGAUACCGCACAACUCUUACUGGAGUCCAUCGACAGAUGCGGGGAAGGACCUCUCCACCUCCUGACAAUGGAGUCAUGUUUGAAGCCCCAGCAAACCCUCCCCAACUGCCACAGGACCGCUACAUACGACGGAUGAUGAUGAGGUUGGCAGCCAAGAGGAGAGCUGCGAGUGAAGGCAGGGCAGUGAACAGUGUCAGAGAACAGGAAAUGGUAAACUUCAGGAGAGAACUGUACCGACGGGGAGUGAGGGUUCGGAAUGUCCGGGAUGGUGGUCGCUCCAGAGACACCUCGGCUGAGUUUUUUCGAAGAAAUCCUGCCUGCCUACAUAGACUGAUCCCUUGGCUAAAAAGAGAACUUGUUGUGCUGUAUGGGGCCCAUGGCUCUUUGGUCAACAUAGUUCAACACAUCAUUAUGUCACGCAUUACACGUUAUGAUAUGGAGGAUGGAGCGAUUCAGGACGAGCUUAGGCCAUUCCUCCAGGGGCGCACAGAGCACUUUCUGCAUGAGUUCCUCUGCUUUGCAAAAUCUCCCUUUAAUAUGGAGGCCUAUGACCAGCAUGCUGUCUAUGACUGUCCAGCCCCUUCCUCAAAUGAAGACAGCAACUCCAAUUCGUCUGUUAUAGCGAUCUCAGAGGAUGAAGAGGACUCUGUGGAGUUGGACCCCCCUGGAGACUCCACAUCCACUCUGAGCCACUCUGCCUGGGAUGAUGAGACACCUGGGCCAUCGUAUUCUACAACAGCAGAGCAAAGUAGGGUAAAGUGUCUAUCAGUCCUCGAUGCAGACUCGGACAGCAGUUCAGAGGAAGAGACACUUGCGUUUGGGGCCUCUCCGCAGCCAAUUAGUCCUCAAAACCAGACAGACAUGACUCAGGGUGAAGUUAACAAUGAAGGAUGUCUGUCUUCUGACAGUGACGACUGUGUCAUCAUAAGUUUUGUUAAGCCAACAGCAGAGAGGACUCCUGAGCUAGUUCAGCUAUCGUCUGACUCUGAUGAGUCUGCCAGUGAAGAUAUUAAAGCAGUGCCUCUUCUACCUCAACACAUCCGCUUCUCAAGUUUGAGUCCUGUAGCUUCACAGAGUAGUGAUCCAAGUAGGGAUGGACAGGCAGAUUCAAAAGAAAGAUGUAGCUCUCCAACAUCGAGCAGACACAAGACAUCCAGUAAGUCAGACAGAAAGAACACAGAUGGAAGAUUUUACAGUAACAAUAGAUCUAUGGAGAGGCACGAGAGGGAAAAAGACAGUCGGAGAAAGUGGAGGUCAAGAAGUACAGAUCGCAGGCACUCCAGCCAGAGCCCAUUGAACUCCCAUAACAGUGUCAGCACUCUAUCUCGAGGAAAAGGUUAUUCUUACUCCAGUGGCAGAGACUACUUAGAAUGUGACAGUAAUUAUAAAAGGAGGGGCAGUGAUCACAGCUACCAGUCAUAUAGACAUUACAGCCAAGAGAGAAAUGACAGUGGGAUGCACUACACAGAAAAGCGGUCCUACUAUUACAGUAGCCGCAAGUACUCUGAUAGGCGCUCUCGCUCCAGGAGCCGCAGCAGGGACUCGCGGAGACGGGACAGGAGGCAUUCUCGUUCUAGGACUUAUUCCAGCAGUUGCUCCCCUUCAACAAAAAGGAGAUCUCACAGCAACAAGCCUGGUGGAAAGAGGAAAUACAAGACAAGACAUUUGGAGGAAGCAUCCAAAAAUGCACUUUCCAACUCAAAUGCUGAAGGUGACUCCCCCGUGUUAACAACAAAACACAAGAAAAAGAGCAAAGAGAAGCGUCGUAAAAAAUCCAAAGACCGGUCGAGAAAGACCAGCAGGAGCCUCAGCGUGGAGCUCAUCAAUGAGGAAAACUCUCAUGAGCAGAGCAGGCGUCACCAUAAAAAGAAGAAGAAACACAAGAAGAAAAGUAAAAGGCACAAGAGUACUGAACGCACAGAGAAGCACUCACCCACUGUCAUUACCAUUGAUAGUGACAGCGAUUCUUUUGCUAACAACGGUGUCACCCAGGCCAGCAGCACUAACAUGGACAACCCCAUUGACGGUACCACAGAUGACCCAGUUCACCCCGCUCUUCUGGACUCUUUGGAGUAGUUAUAUGGAGGUUCAUAUUCCUGUUUUGUGUUGUGGGAACGUAUUGAUUGAUCCUCAGCAGCUAAUGCCUGCCUGCAGUAUUUUCAAAACCAUGUUCAAUAUGUAAGAGGUCAUCAGACCAUGAAGGGUAUGCUGAGUACACAUAUCUGUUUAGUUAGAGUGCUGCAGGGAUGACGUAUUUCUGUACGCCAACCCAGAAAUUGGCAUCACUGUGGUCCCCCUGACAAAAAGCCAAUGGGAUUCUGGCUUAUUGCUGAAAAUAAACUGGUCGAUGUGAUGACAAACUCUGCGGUCUCAUCUAUCCACUUGAUAGCAACCGUCUUUUUAAAGACAUGUUAAAGCUCAAAGUUCAAAAGGUGAAAAUCACUUCAGCUUGUUUUAACCACCUCUAACCGAAAAAAAACAUUCAAAAAACAAAUUGACCUAGAGACAAGGGAACCACAAGUGUGAAACUGCAAACUCAUUUCAGUAUUCAAGGAGUCAUUCCUGCAGCUCUCUAUGCCACCACAAGUGUUUUCGCCUGUGACAGUUCAUUGGACGCUGGCCUACAUGACAACAAUCUCAUUUCAUGUGCAUAGUGCCACUAUGAACAUGGCUGAUGGGGAUGAUAUUAGAAGUCGCACAUCUUUUUUAAGUGACAAUUCUUAUUCAGGAAAAUAAUUUUCUUUAUGGAUUUACUUUAUUUCUAAGGUGCUCUCAGGGAUAAUAUUGAUCACAGUGAUUUUCUUUUUUUUUUUCGGGUCAUCAUACAUCAGCUAUAUUCCUAAGGCAAAACAAUUUCUAAUUGCUACACUUGGAGUAGUACUUAUUAUCCACGGAUGAUGUUUUGAUUUCAAAGUGGGCUCUUUUGUAUUGAAUUUUAUUUAAAAUAAAUUGUGAUGAGCAA
Messenger RNA from Centropristis striata (black sea bass), 4283 nucleotides. It is a transcript of the gene toporsa, whose product is annotated as topoisomerase I binding, arginine/serine-rich a. Bases 995 to 3397 code for a protein of 800 amino acids. The record is from RefSeq and is a predicted model, not a curated record. NCBI's taxonomy places the organism in Eukaryota, Metazoa, Chordata, Actinopteri, Perciformes, Serranidae. Gene Ontology annotation, molecular function: ubiquitin protein ligase activity. The transcript is spliced from 2 exons. Gene Ontology annotation, biological process: protein monoubiquitination; protein polyubiquitination.